This is a messenger RNA of Symbiodinium sp. CCMP2592, 10191 nucleotides long. The record is from the annotation of a GenBank genome assembly. NCBI's taxonomy places the organism in Eukaryota, Dinophyceae, Suessiales, Symbiodiniaceae.
AUGCCUGUCCCAGGUUGGACUAAGAUGUCGGAGGAGCAGCGCGAGCUGGCGAGGGACUGGUAUAGCCGCGGGAAGAAGCCAUCCGAGAUAGCUGAGCUGCUAGGUAGGGACACCUCGACCAUGGCACGGCUUCUGUGUAUGCAGAAACAGCCGAAGAAACAGGGCCGGCCAAAAGCCUUGACCACGGCACAGGUCGACUUGCUCGAGCGGCGGCUGGAUGAGCUGAUCGUGAAGGUGGACGGCGCGACUACCAUCACCGUCGAGACCUUGAAGAAGGCGACAAAAUCCAAGGCAAGCACGCAAUGCAUCUUGCAUGCACUGCACAAGCGGAACAUUUACUUCCGCAAGCUUCGGGAGAAGCCUGUGCUGACGCCUGCGGAUAUCCGAGACAGGUAUGCGUUCGCGAAGAAGUAUCGUGGCAAAUCGAAGCAGUGGUGGCUUAGCAAUGUGCAUGCGUUCAUCGACGGGAAGCACUUUCAGGUUUACCUGACUGGAGCUGAACGUGUGCGUGCCGCCAAGCACGUCACGUUUGGUGCUUACCGCCGCCCUGGACAAGGUUUGUGCAAAGGCUAUGUGAAACCCAAGGAGGGCAAUCUGAGGCACAACACCGGAGCCAAGGGUGUCUUGCUGCAUGUGGGUGUCGGCGCCGGCAAGGUCAUCUCUGUCCAGGAGGUCGCAGGGCGGUGGAAUGGUAACUCGGCGAGCGUCUUCUACAAGACACUUGCCAAGGACUUGGCUAAGGCAUGGCCUGGUAAGCGCAAGUACACAGUCCUCGAGGACAAUGACCCGACCGGGUACAAGUCUUCGAAGGGUUUGGCUGCGAAGCACGAAGCCCAGAUUGGUGUCCUGGAGAUCCCGAAGCGUAGCCCAGAUCUCUCGGUCUUGGAUUAUGCCAUUUGGAAGGAGGUCAACAAGCGCUUGCGGAAGCAGGAGAAGACGUGGAGUGGCGCCAAGCGUGAGACGCGGCCGCAGUACCUGAAGCGCCUGAAGAGGACCAUCCGCAACCUGCCCAAAGCCUUCCUUGAGGACAGCAUCGGGGACAUGGUCCGACGCUGCAAGCGGCUGUAUGAGUCCAAGGGCUACUUUUUCGAAGAGGUGACGUUCGCUGCUGUUCUGAGCGAGACUGCUCUGGAAGCCGAAACUCCUCUGAAAGACUUGGCAGACCUCUCCCGCCUCCAAGUUCGGGAUGCCUUGUUGGACGCAGUCGCGCAUCCUGUGCCGGAGGCGACUCCUCGAGGUGGGCGGCCUCGGAGCAAGGUUUUGGAGGUCGUGAAGCUCGUUGUGUUUCUGGAGGAGCCAAAGCACUUCCACGCAGCUCUCAAGCUGAACACUUCAACGCGGUUCAUGCCACUAAAACUCGCGCUGCGGCAGCGGUCUGGCUUGGCCUCGCAUUGGAGCACAACGCACAAGCAGUGGUGGAGUGCCUUGCGCUAUGGUGUUUUCACAACGGAGCGGAAGCCUGUUGUUGACUUCCAACCAGUAGCGUGGCUGAAGAGUCUCGGAAGUUUGGAGGCAAUCCAGGAGUACGGCUCGCACGCCUGCCAGCUCUUCUGUGUGCGGAACCAGAAGCGGCUUUCUGAACUGAUCGCUGGUGCGGAGCAGUGGCAAGGUGCAAAGCAGCAGCAUGCACUGGAGCAGGAGAGCGACUGGGCAGUAGUGCAGAGACUCGCGCAGACAAGUUGCAGCUGUCAAGGCAGCUGUGAGUGGUCAGAGGCGGCAUGCGACUUCUUCAGCCGCAACCAUGCCACUAUUGACCAGGAGCUGCUUGCAGCCAGCUUAGCUAACGUUAUCUGCCACGGUCCGAGCAAGACAGCCCGUGUCCCCAUGCUAGCCGGCACGACCAAUGCCGGGAAGAGUAUGAUCUUGGAUCCACUUGUCAACGUCUUCGGCCGAAACGCAGUGGACUUUUGCCCAGCCCUCGGAGCAUCGAUGGCCCUGAGUUCGCUGGCGACCAACAAAGCUAUUCGCUUCAUCUACUGGGACGAGUUCUCUCCUACAGAGUUUGCGUCUCGCCCAGCAAGGUCGCCCACAGUGCCUGCCGUGACUUUCAAGAAGCUUUUUGCGGGCCAAAUCUUGCGAAUUCAGGUGAGCCAGUCGCAUCACGAUGGCAAUCCUGAUUUCAAGUGGACGAGAGGUGCAGCACUCACGGCUCCGCUGGAGGGACUGUGGGAUGCAACCUCACCGGUUUCCCGAGAGGAUGUGCGGCAUAUGCAAAGUCGCGUCAUCCAAUUUGAUGCUCAUGUUGCCAUCAAUGGGGCCUUAAAGAAGGUACCACAUUGUUGGACUAAGAUGUCGGAGGAGCAGCGCGAGCUGGCGAGGGACUGGUAUAGCCGCGGGAAGAAGCCAUCCGAGAUAGCUGAGCUGCUAGGUAGGGACACCUCGACCAUGGCACGGCUUCUGUGUAUGCAGAAACAGCCGAAGAAACAGGGCCGGCCAAAAGCCUUGACCACGGCACAGGUCGACUUGCUCGAGCGGCGGCUGGAUGAGCUGAUCGUGAAGGUGGACGGCGCGACUACCAUCACCGUCGAGACCUUGAAGAAGGCGACAAAAUCCAAGGCAAGCACGCAAUGCAUCUUGCAUGCACUGCACAAGCGGAACAUUUACUUCCGCAAGCUUCGGGAGAAGCCUGUGCUGACGCCUGCGGAUAUCCGAGACAGGUAUGCGUUCGCGAAGAAGUAUCGUGGCAAAUCGAAGCAGUGGUGGCUUAGCAAUGUGCAUGCGUUCAUCGACGGGAAGCACUUUCAGGUUUACCUGACUGGAGCUGAACGUGUGCGUGCCGCCAAGCACGUCACGUUUGGUGCUUACCGCCGCCCUGGACAAGGUUUGUGCAAAGGCUAUGUGAAACCCAAGGAGGGCAAUCUGAGGCACAACACCGGAGCCAAGGGUGUCUUGCUGCAUGUGGGUGUCGGCGCCGGCAAGGUCAUCUCUGUCCAGGAGGUCGCAGGGCGGUGGAAUGGUAACUCGGCGAGCGUUUUCUACAAGACACUUGCCAAGGACUUGGCUAAGGCAUGGCCUGGUAAGCGCAAGUACACAGUCCUCGAGGACAAUGACCCGACCGGGUACAAGUCUUCGAAGGGUUUGGCUGCGAAGCACGAAGCCCAGAUUGGUGUCCUGGAGAUCCCGAAGCGUAGCCCAGAUCUCUCGGUCUUGGAUUAUGCCAUUUGGAAGGAGGUCAACAAGCGCUUGCGGAAGCAGGAGAAGACGUGGAGUGGCGCCAAGCGUGAGACGCGGCCGCAGUACCUGAAGCGCCUGAAGAGGACCAUCCGCAACCUGCCCAAAGCCUUCCUUGAGGACAGCAUCGGGGACAUGGUCCGACGCUGCAAGCGGCUGUAUGAGUCCAAGGGCUACUUUUUCGAAGAGGUGACGUUCGCUGCUGUUCUGAGCGAGACUGCUCUGGAAGCCGAAACUCCUCUGAAAGACUUGGCAGACCACUCCCGCCUCCAAGUUCGGGAUGCCUUGUUGGACGCAGUCGCGCAUCCUGUGCCGGAGGCGACUCCUCGAGGUGGGCGGCCUCGGAGCAAGGUUUUGGAGGUCGUGAAGCUCGUUGUGUUUCUGGAGGAGCCAAAGCACUUCCACGCAGCUCUCAAGCUGAACACUUCAACGCGGUUCAUGCCACUAAAACUCGCGCUGCGGCAGCGGUCUGGCUUGGCCUCGCAUUGGAGCACAACGCACAAGCAGUGGUGGAGUGCCUUGCGCUAUGGUGUUUUCACAACGGAGCGGAAGCCUGUUGUUGACUUCCAACCAGUAGCGUGGCUGAAGAGUCUCGGAAGUUUGGAGGCAAUCCAGGUUGGAGACCGUCCGUGCCAAGAGUUUGUUGUUCCUGGUAGGGAUGCAGUUGUCCUUAACCUCUACGAGGAAUCCCAGGAGCCUUGGAGUGCCACCAUGUGGACCAAGCGGCGCCAACAGGCCGAGGCUGCUGCUGCUGGUGCUGAGGCUUCCGGUGGCAAGAAAGCACGAGUCCCCAAGUUCAACCUCUUGGACUUCACGGCUCUGGCUCUGGAAAAAAAGCUGCUGACUCCAAGUGCAGUGCUAGCUUAUGUGCAGGAGUACGGCUCGCACGCCUGCCAGCUCUUCUGUGUGCGGAACCAGAAGCGGCUUUCUGAACUGAUCGCUGGUGCGGAGCAGUGGCAAGGUGCAAAGCAGCAGCAUGCACUGGAGCAGGAGAGCGACUGGGCAGUAGUGCAGAGACUCGCGCAGACAAGUUGCAGCUGUCAAGGCAGCUGUGAGUGGUCAGAGGCGGCAUGCGACUUCUUCAGCCGCAACCAUGCCACUAUUGACCAGGAGCUGCUUGCAGCCAGCUUAGCUAACGUUAUCUGCCACGGUCCGAGCAAGACAGCCCGUGUCCCCAUGCUAGCCGGCACGACCAAUGCCGGGAAGAGUAUGAUCUUGGAUCCACUUGUCAACGUCUUCGGCCGAAACGCAGUGGACUUUUGCCCAGCCCUCGGAGCAUCGAUGGCCCUGAGUUCGCUGGCGACCAACAAAGCUAUUCGCUUCAUCUACUGGGACGAGUUCUCUCCUACAGAGUUUGCGUCUCGCCCAGCAAGGUCGCCCACAGUGCCUGCCGUGACUUUCAAGAAGCUUUUUGCGGGCCAAAUCUUGCGAAUUCAGGUGAGCCAGUCGCAUCACGAUGGCAAUCCUGAUUUCAAGUGGACGAGAGGUGCAGCACUCACGGCUCCGCUGGAGGGACUGUGGGAUGCAACCUCACCGGUUUCCCGAGAGGAUGUGCGGCAUAUGCAAAGUCGCGUCAUCCAAUUUGAUGCUCAUGUUGCCAUCAAUGGGGCCUUAAAGAAGGUACCACAUUGUUGGACUAAGAUGUCGGAGGAGCAGCGCGAGCUGGCGAGGGACUGGUAUAGCCGCGGGAAGAAGCCAUCCGAGAUAGCUGAGCUGCUAGGUAGGGACACCUCGACCAUGACACGGCUUCUGUGUAUGCAGAAACAGCCGAAGAAACAGGGCCGGCCAAAAGCCUUGACCACGGCACAGGUCGACUUGCUCGAGCGGCGGCUGGAUGAGCUGAUCGUGAAGGUGGACGGCGCGACUACCAUCACCGUCGAGACCUUGAAGAAGGCGACAAAAUCCAAGGCAAGCACGCAAUGCAUCUUGCAUGCACUGCACAAGCGGAACAUUUACUUCCGCAAGCUUCGGGAGAAGCCUGUGCUGACGCCUGCGGAUAUCCGAGACAGGUAUGCGUUCGCGAAGAAGUAUCGUGGCAAAUCGAAGCAGUGGUGGCUUAGCAAUGUGCAUGCGUUCAUCGACGGGAAGCACUUUCAGGUUUACCUGACUGGAGCUGAACGUGUGCGUGCCGCCAAGCACGUCACGUUUGGUGCUUACCGCCGCCCUGGACAAGGUUUGUGCAAAGGCUAUGUGAAACCCAAGGAGGGCAAUCUGAGGCACAACACCGGAGCCAAGGGUGUCUUGCUGCAUGUGGGUGUCGGCGCCGGCAAGGUCAUCUCUGUCCAGGAGGAGGGCAAUCUGAGGGACAACACCGGAGCCAAGGGUGUCUUGCUGCAUGUGGGUGUCGGCGCCGGCAAGGUCAUCUCUGUCCAGGAGGUCGCAGGGCGGUGGAAUGGUAACUCGGCGAGCGUCUUCUACAAGACACUUGCCAAGGACUUGGCUAAGGCAUGGCCUGGUAAGCGCAAGUACACAGUCCUCGAGGACAAUGACCCGACCGGGUACAAGUCUUCGAAGGGUUUGGCUGCGAAGCACGAAGCCCAGAUUGGUGUCCUGGAGAUCCCGAAGCGUAGCCCAGAUCUCUCGGUCUUGGAUUAUGCCAUUUGGAAGGAGGUCAACAAGCGCUUGCGGAAGCAGGAGAAGACGUGGAGUGGCGCCAAGCGUGAGACGCGGCCGCAGUACCUGAAGCGCCUGAAGAGGACCAUCCGCAACCUGCCCAAAGCCUUCCUUGAGGACAGCAUCGGGGUGCAGGCGAGGCCGGAGGCUACGCUGCGACCCGGCAACUUCUCCUUGACCUUGAUGUGUGAUUGGCUUGCGCCAGAGCUCGGCAUGCCUAGCUCCAGCUCCUCGUCCUCCGGCGACGAUGACUGUCCAACUGCUCUGGAAGCCGAAACUCCUCUGAAAGACUUGGCAGACCUCUCCCGCCUCCAAGUUCGGGAUGCCUUGUUGGACGCAGUCGCGCAUCCUGUGCCGGAGGCGACUCCUCGAGGUGGGCGGCCUCGGAGCAAGGUUUUGGAGGUCGUGAAGCUCGUUGUGUUUCUGGAGGAGCCAAAGCACUUCCACGCAGCUCUCAAGCUGAACACUUCAACGCGGUUCAUGCCACUAAAACUCGCGCUGCGGCAGCGGUCUGGCUUGGCCUCGCAUUGGAGCACAACGCACAAGCAGUGGUGGAGUGCCUUGCGCUAUGGUGUUUUCACAACGGAGCGGAAGCCUGUUGUUGACUUCCAACCAGUAGCGUGGCUGAAGAGUCUCGGAAGUUUGGAGGCAAUCCAGGAAUCCCAGGAGCCUUGGAGUGCCACCAUGUGGACCAAGCGGCGCCAACAGGCCGAGGCUGCUGCUGCUGGUGCUGAGGCUUCCGGUGGCAAGAAAGCACGAGUCCCCAAGUUCAACCUCUUGGACUUCACGGCUCUGGCUCUGGAAAAAAAGCUGCUGACUCCAAGUGCAGUGCUAGCUUAUGUGCAGGAGUACGGCUCGCACGCCUGCCAGCUCUUCUGUGUGCGGAACCAGAAGCGGCUUUCUGAACUGAUCGCUGGUGCGGAGCAGUGGCAAGGUGCAAAGCAGCAGCAUGCACUGGAGCAGGAGAGCGACUGGGCAGUAGUGCAGAGACUCGCGCAGACAAGUUGCAGCUGUCAAGGCAGCUGUGAGUGGUCAGAGGCGGCAUGCGACUUCUUCAGCCGCAACCAUGCCACUAUUGACCAGGAGCUGCUUGCAGCCAGCUUAGCUAACGUUAUCUGCCACGGUCCGAGCAAGACAGCCCGUGUCCCCAUGCUAGCCGGCACGACCAAUGCCGGGAAGAGUAUGAUCUUGGAUCCACUUGUCAACGUCUUCGGCCGAAACGCAGUGGACUUUUGCCCAGCCCUCGGAGCAUCGAUGGCCCUGAGUUCGCUGGCGACCAACAAAGCUAUUCGCUUCAUCUACUGGGACGAGUUCUCUCCUACAGAGUUUGCGUCUCGCCCAGCAAGGUCGCCCACAGUGCCUGCCGUGACUUUCAAGAAGCUUUUUGCGGGCCAAAUCUUGCGAAUUCAGGUGAGCCAGUCGCAUCACGAUGGCAAUCCUGAUUUCAAGUGGACGAGAGGUGCAGCACUCACGGCUCCGCUGGAGGGACUGUGGGAUGCAACCUCACCGGUUUCCCGAGAGGAUGUGCGGCAUAUGCAAAGUCGCGUCAUCCAAUUUGAUGCUCAUGUUGCCAUCAAUGGGGCCUUAAAGAAGGUUGUUUGGGGUAGAAAGUGGGUGAUGUUUUUUUUUGGCUCCGUCGAGCUGGGCUGUUUCGAGCAAAAAGUGGGUGGUGUCUUUUUUUUUGGCUCCGUCGAGCUGGGCUACUUCGGGCAAAAAGUGGGUGUUUUUUUUUUUGGCUCCGUCGAGCUGGGUUGGACUAAGAUGUCGGAGGAGCAGCGCGAGCUGGCGAGGGACUGGUAUAGCCGCGGGAAGAAGCCAUCCGAGAUAGCUGAGCUGCUAGGUAGGGACACCUCGACCAUGGCACGGCUUCUGUGUAUGCAGAAACAGCCGAAGAAACAGGGCCGGCCAAAAGCCUUGACCACGGCACAGGUCGACUUGCUCGAGCGGCGGCUGGAUGAGCUGAUCGUGAAGGUGGACGGCGCGACUACCAUCACCGUCGAGACCUUGAAGAAGGCGACAAAAUCCAAGGCAAGCACGCAAUGCAUCUUGCAUGCACUGCACAAGCGGAACAUUUACUUCCGCAAGCUUCGGGAGAAGCCUGUGCUGACGCCUGCGGAUAUCCGAGACAGGUAUGCGUUCGCGAAGAAGUAUCGUGGCAAAUCGAAGCAGUGGUGGCUUAGCAAUGUGCAUGCGUUCAUCGACGGGAAGCACUUUCAGGUUUACCUGACUGGAGCUGAACGUGUGCGUGCCGCCAAGCACGUCACGUUUGGUGCUUACCGCCGCCCUGGACAAGGUUUGUGCAAAGGCUAUGUGAAACCCAAGGAGGGCAAUCUGAGGCACAACACCGGAGCCAAGGGUGUCUUGCUGCAUGUGGGUGUCGGCGCCGGCAAGGUCAUCUCUGUCCAGGAGGUCGCAGGGCGGUGGAAUGGUAACUCGGCGAGCGUCUUCUACAAGACACUUGCCAAGGACUUGGCUAAGGCAUGGCCUGGUAAGCGCAAGUACACAGUCCUCGAGGACAAUGACCCGACCGGGUACAAGUCUUCGAAGGGUUUGGCUGCGAAGCACGAAGCCCAGAUUGGUGUCCUGGAGAUCCCGAAGCGUAGCCCAGAUCUCUCGGUCUUGGAUUAUGCCAUUUGGAAGGAGGUCAACAAGCGCUUGCGGAAGCAGGAGAAGACGUGGAGUGGCGCCAAGCGUGAGACGCGGCCGCAGUACCUGAAGCGCCUGAAGAGGACCAUCCGCAACCUGCCCAAAGCCUUCCUUGAGGACAGCAUCGGGGACAUGGUCCGAAGCUGCAAGCGGCUGUAUGAGUCCAAGGGCUACUUUUUCGAAGAGGCCCGACUGGCUGACCCAGUGACGUUCGCUGCUGUUCUGAGCGAGACUGCUCUGGAAGCCGAAACUCCUCUGAAAGACUUGGCAGACCUCUCCCGCCUCCAAGUUCGGGAUGCCUUGUUGGACGCAGUCGCGCAUCCUGUGCCGGAGGCGACUCCUCGAGGUGGGCGGCCUCGGAGCAAGGUUUUGGAGGUCGUGAAGCUCGUUGUGUUUCUGGAGGAGCCAAAGCACUUCCACGCAGCUCUCAAGCUGAACACUUCAACGCGGUUCAUGCCACUAAAACUCGCGCUGCGGCAGCGGUCUGGCUUGGCCUCGCAUUGGAGCACAACGCACAAGCAGUGGUGGAGUGCCUUGCGCUAUGGUGUUUUCACAACGGAGCGGAAGCCUGUUGUUGACUUCCAACCAGUAGCGUGGCUGAAGAGUCUCGGAAGUUUGGAGGCAAUCCAGGUUGGAGACCGUCCGUGCCAAGAGUUUGUUGUUCCUGGUAGGGAUGCAGUUGUCCUUAACCUCUACGAGGAAUCCCAGGAGCCUUGGAGUGCCACCAUGUGGACCAAGCGGCGCCAACAGGCCGAGGCUGCUGCUGCUGGUGCUGAGGCUUCCGGUGGCAAGAAAGCACGAGUCCCCAAGUUCAACCUCUUGGACUUCACGGCUCUGGUUCUGGAAAAAAAGCUGCUGACUCCAAGUGCAGUGCUAGCUUAUGUGCAGGAGUACGGCUCGCACGCCUGCCAGCUCUUCUGUGUGCGGAACCAGAAGCGGCUUUCUGAACUGAUCGCUGGUGCGGAGCAGUGGCAAGGUGCAAAGCAGCAGCAUGCACUGGAGCAGGAGAGCGACUGGGCAGUAGUGCAGAGACUCGCGCAGACAAGUUGCAGCUGUCAAGGCAGCUGUGAGUGGUCAGAGGCGGCAUGCGACUUCUUCAGCCGCAACCAUGCCACUAUUGACCAGGAGCUGCUUGCAGCCAGCUUAGCUAACGUUAUCUGCCACGGUCCGAGCAAGACAGCCCGUGUCCCCAUGCUAGCCGGCACGACCAAUGCCGGGAAGAGUAUGAUCUUGGAUCCACUUGUCAACGUCUUCGGCCGAAACGCAGUGGACUUUUGCCCAGCCCUCGGAGCAUCGAUGGCCCUGAGUUCGCUGGCGACCAACAAAGCUAUUCGCUUCAUCUACUGGGACGAGUUCUCUCCUACAGAGUUUGCGUCUCGCCCAGCAAGGUCGCCCACAGUGCCUGCCGUGACUUUCAAGAAGCUUUUUGCGGGCCAAAUCUUGCGAAUUCAGGUGAGCCAGUCGCAUCACGAUGGCAAUCCUGAUUUCAAGUGGACGAGAGGUGCAGCACUCACGGCUCCGCUGGAGGGACUGUGGGAUGCAACCUCACCGGUUUCCCGAGAGGAUGUGCGGCAUAUGCAAAGUCGCGUCAUCCAAUUUGAUGCUCAUGUUGCCAUCAAUGGGGCCUUAAAGAAGGUACCACAUUGUGCCUCGAGCUGGUGCAGAUUCGUAACGGAAUCCUCUGCUGCGUACGCAGCACGCCGUCAAAGGCACUUGAGUGCCAGCGCAGCAGACCCUGUGAUUGAUGAGGAAGACCUGUAA